UCGAUGAUGUGUGUGCAUGUUUCGUGUACUGUGGGCUUAGAUGACUGAGGAUCCACACACAUAUACACACACAUUCUAUUUGUCUACGAGAGAGAGAGGGAGAACGGUCUUGCAGGAGCACACACCGCCGAUCGAUACACACAAAGGGCUGCCGCCUCUCUCUCUCUCUGUCUCUCUCUCUCUGCACACCAUUGCACCGCUAGACAGACAGACACACAGACUAGUGUACACGCUCUAGACAGACAGAUGCAAUACUUGUUUGUAUUAAGGGAUUGCCUGUGCUCCUUGCUGUGAGUGAGAACAAACUCUCCUUUCUUCUGGCAGACGGACAAGUUAUUAGCUGUACACACAUCCGUACACACACUCCACCACACAGCGGCCUCCUCCCCACACAAACAAACAAAGACUCUCACUCUAAGGCACGCCAACAAAAAUCCCCCCGAGACAAAACCAACCCCAACCCCCACCCCAAUGGGAUGGCACCCCUCCCUCGCCCAUGUGUCUGCCCAUCUCCAUCCAUGCGCCUGUCUGUCUGUCUCGUCAUUCGUUCAUGGCAUGCCCUGGAAGUUUUCGUUCUCGAAGAGGUCGCUGUCCGGGCCCUCCCCCCUGCCAUGCCUUUGCCCUUGCCCACCCUCCCCCUGCUGCAUCAUUGUGUCGAGCCGCUCCUUCAGACGCCGCCGUAUCGCACACACAGCCGACAGCUGACCUCGGCCCAUCGACACAUUGCCGGGGAUCGAGACGUCCUGCUUGUUGCUCGGUGAGGGGAUGAGCGGCACGAUCAGGGCGCCCCCGACGGUGCCGCUGCCCGUCAUGGACACGCCCACCCGCGGCGGCUCGAAGAGCACCUCAAACUCCGUGUUGGAGCGAAACCGCCGCCUGAAGUAAAAAGCGCAGCCGUCAUCUGCACACGCACACGCAUCCACACAGCCAGCCGGCAGCCAAGGGGGAGCGAUAUGGGAUGGCGGAUGUGUCCGUGGACACAUGUAUGUGUCGCUUGAUAUGAUAUGAUGUAAUGUGAGGUUUUGUUGCCGACUUGACUUACCGCACUCUGAUUGGAACCAGUAGAAGGGCAGGUCGGGCCAGGGGCCGUCGAUCGUCAAGGUGGGCGACCUGUGCACACACACACACACAGACAGACACGGAUGCACGAAUGUGCGUCCGUGUGUUGAUGCAUGUGAUGUAACCAGGCGUCCCUCCCCUCUCACCUGAGCAGGGCUUUGUGCCGGACCACUCUGGGGUCAUUCGUCACCGGCUCGAUGUCCAAGGUGGUGAAGCUACCGUCCAGCCAGAACUUCAUCAGCGACGGGAAGUCCUUGAGCGCAGUCAGGUCCACAAUCAUAGCGUUCUCCUUGCCCAGCUCCCUUAUCUCCCUCAGCAGGUCCAAAGCCGCCCUGUCCCUCUCGCCAGGAAAGGUGGGGUUCAGUGCCAUGUAAAUCAGCUUCAUCGUGUUGAUGGACGACGACCGGCCGAUGUGCAGGCACCCGAUGGCCCGCAGCCGGUGGCUGCAGAACCACCCCACACACCGCCUGUUUCUGUGCAUGGCCUCCAGCGACCCCGCCCACUGCCGCAUCCUCACAAGCACGUCCACCUCGUCACUCGUGACGGCACCGCGACCGCCAGCGCCACUGCCGUCAUCGGUAUCCGACAAGGAUGAGCCAAUGGUCAAGACCUGCAGCCACCUCUCAGUGGCGCUGAGGGCUUCCUCCUGCGAUAAGACGCGCAAUCCAUCACCACCGCCUCCGUGACGCUUCUCCGUGACGGUUGGCGGUGGCGCUGGCGGCGUUGCCACAGCUGACAGCAGAGAUGUGCGGGGCGAGGUGAGCCUCUCAUGGACAGAUGGAGAGGCGGGAAGGAUGAACGAGGUUGCCGUGGGCAGCCACACCGAUAAUAUCAUCCACGAGGGAAGCAGGUCGCCCAGGAGCAUCAUCGUCGCAGCGCAACUCGCCGGCCGACAGUAGAGAGAGAAAAGAACAGCUUUGUUUUACUUCAGAUCUGCUUCACACAAAACGCCGCACAAGCCCCUGC
This is a messenger RNA of Vitrella brassicaformis, 2025 nucleotides long. The record is from the annotation of a GenBank genome assembly. Lineage: Eukaryota; Vitrellaceae.